Haemonchus placei is the source of this 312-nucleotide messenger RNA. Lineage: Eukaryota; Metazoa; Nematoda; Chromadorea; Rhabditida; Trichostrongylidae. The record is from the annotation of a GenBank genome assembly.
AUGCUCUAUGAAUGUAUUUUGUGCGCAUGUUGUUCCUCAUCCUGCCCUUCAUAUUGGUGGAAUGCUGACAAAUACCUUGGACCGGCUGUACUCAUGCAAGCUUACAGAUGGAUCAUCGAUUCUCGAGAUGACUAUCCCAAAGAACGCCUCGCUCGAAUGCACGACGCCUUCUCAGCGUUCAAAUGCCACACCAUCAUGAAUUGCACGAAGACGUGCCCAAAGAACUUGAACCCUGCAAAAGCUAUUGGUGAAAUCAAGACAUUAUUGACUGGAUUUAAAUCAAAGCCAACACCGGAACCAGCGAAGUUCUAG